Umbelopsis ramanniana AG is the source of this 993-nucleotide messenger RNA. RefSeq lists its product as uncharacterized. Gene Ontology annotation, biological process: protein targeting to ER. NCBI's taxonomy places the organism in Eukaryota, Fungi, Mucoromycota, Umbelopsidomycetes, Umbelopsidales, Umbelopsidaceae. Bases 247 to 822 code for a protein of 191 amino acids. The transcript is spliced from 2 exons. The record is from RefSeq and is a predicted model, not a curated record. Gene Ontology annotation, cellular component: endoplasmic reticulum; mitochondrion.
CAUUUUUGAAUAUUCUCCAUGCGAUUCCAAUGGCUUCCAUGAGCCUUAUCGUGUUGUUACGUGGCCUAUCUUACGUGCUUUACAUGCCGACAGCAACUUAAGUGUUGCCAACCAGUUUGGUCGCCGGCGAUUGGUGCGGCUUCAGUCCCCGCCGGAGUGCCAUUGGAAAAAACAUUCAAGGCUUGAACCCAAGUUUUUUUUUCAACACAAGAGUAUCUCUUUAUUCAUCUACAUCACACAUCAUCCAUGGGUCCUCCAGCAUUCCUAACCUCACCAAUGCUCAACCUCGGCGUUAUGCUGGGUAGUAUGCAACUGGUCAAGAAGAUCCCGUUUGAAGAUCCCCAAGUUUUGAUGUAUGCCCGAGUUGCUUAUUAUGGAAUGAACUUGCUUGUUAUUCUAUGGGCUUUUUACCUCAAGAUGUCAGUGGCCAAGAAGAAUGAUCGUACCCCAUUGACAUAUGCCGCCCCACCCAAGUCCUCCUUCGGUGCACAGGCUGCUGCCACUGAGGAGACUGUUACAACUACCAACAGCGCUUAUGAUCAAGCCGAGUUGCAAAAGUUUAUCACCACCACUGUCACCUCUUUGGCUGUCAUCAGUGUUCUCCACUGGAAGUUCGGUGUUAACCAGCCUUUGAUGGUUCAAUCCAUCAUGCCUCUUAAGAACUUUUUGAUCGCCAAGCCCGUUAUCAUUCACCUCUGGGGAGAUGCUGCUGAAGGAGACCUCAAGCGACCAUGGAAGGCCGAUUCUAACCCUCUGGCGGCACUCAUGGGAGGAGGUGGUAGCUCUUCCACUGCCGAAGAGGAACACGAGAAAAAGGAGUAAAGUCAUUAUAAAAUAAAAGCCCUCUAUAAUAGCAUUUCGAGUUGUAAAUUAAGCUCACGCCGAAUGCAGCACAGCAGUUUUGACCACGGUUGUGUGCUUUGCGGUCCACUCUCAAACUUGCCCAUUGCGAAACGUUCACACUCUCCCUUUUUCUCCCUUCUUCCAUUUCGU